AUGGGGUCCGUGGAGGAGGCGGGGGGGCGGCAGGUGGACCUCCGCCGAGCGGCGUCGGCGGGCGUGCUGCAGGCGGAGGACCGCGCGCACGCCGCGGCGGACGCGCUGCAGCAGCACCGCGCGGACCAGCAGCAGCAGCAGCCUGCGGCGCGCGCGCUGCCGGGGUGGUCGACGCGGCUGAUCGACUACUUCGUGGUGUGCGGGCUGGGCGCGGAGGUGCGCACCAUGGACGGGCAGCGCGGCUUCCACGGCGUCACGGCGCGCGACGGCGACCCCAUGCUGUACCAGCCGCAGAUGACGCCGCUCGACUUCUACCCGCCCAAGGAGCACAAGAAAUUCGGCGUUCCCGAGGGCCUCCCCAUGGUGGUGAUGCCACGGGGGCUGCGCUUCUACGAGAGAGGGCCGUUUUCCGGUGACAAGAGCACUCAGCCGCGCUCCUACCCCAUGGUCAUCACAGACACGGUGGGCACCAAGGUGUACGUAACAGUGGUGUCGUUCCGGGACCCGGUGGAGGAGGACGUGGCGGAGGCCUAUGGCAUCCCCGCCACGCUCUAUGUGGACAAGUGCCUGUGCCUCGUGUCCCACUGGCCCUUCUUCCACACCUUCACCCAGGCGCUCGAGGAGAUCCACCGCAUGUGCUUCUGUACUGCUGGCUGCACGCAGCCGGUGUGGGAGCUGGUGCAGCACCUGGUGACAGCAGUGCCGCUGCCCGACCCCGGGCGGCGCGCCGUGGUGUUUUCUGUUGAGAAGUGCCUGCUCUUCUGCGAGGCGCCCCCUCCCGCCACGCUGCCCGCCGUGCAGCUGUCAUUCCAUCCACUGGUGCGCAGCCUGGAUGUGGACAACAUCAUUCUGCUCGUCACCGCCGUGCUGCUCGAGAAGCGCAUCCUCCUCCGCGCCACCCAGUACGAGCUGCUGACACUGGUGGCGGAGUCUGUGUCGCACCUCAUCUACCCAUUCAAGUGGGCGUACCCCUACACGCCCGUGCUGCCACUCAACAAGCUGGAGCUGGUGCACAUGCCAGGAAGCUUCCUGUUUGGCAUCGUGCCCACGCGGUGGACGGACCACGACCUGCCGGGCGGGGUGAUGGUGGUGGAUCUCGACGCCAACCGCAUCGCCAUCACCACCAGCGGCUACGACGACGACGGCGACACCAUUCCCCCGCUGCCCGAACCCGAGAACACACAGGUUCGGGAAGCGCUGCUGCAGCUGGUGGCGCCGGACCUGAUGGCGUUGGACCAGGCGCGCACGCGCGACUUCACCUGCGACCUGCACAAGUUCCGCCGCCCCUGGGGCCGCCUGCACGACCGCGAGAUCCGGUUAAUCUUCUUUCGCUUCUUCGCCUCCAUCCUCUGCAGCUACAGACAUUUUGUGGACAAGGCAGUGGAGCCAUCGGGGCACAUCAAGUCGACGUUCAACAAGGCCAGCUUCUUCCGCAAGCGAGCCAAGGUCACCGGCAACACAGACGAGCCCCUCAUAUCGGAGCUGCUGCACACGCAGUGCUGGCAGCAGUUCCUGGACGGCAGCAGCAGCGGCGUGGUGUCAUUCUUUGACCGCGCACUGGUGGAGCUGGAGGCGCUUGACAUCGCCACCGGGCCCGCCAUGGCGUCUGUUGACCUCACUGACGAUGACGGGGCGCCUGAGAUUGUCACCGUGCCACCACCCACGCCCAAAGAGCGGGCAGGGGGGCGGUACACGCACCGGGCGUUCCCCUCGUUGGAGCGCAGUGCGGAGGAGAAGCAGCGGCGCUACGAGUUCCUGCAGCAGGUGCGCCUCGCCGCCGACGCCCAACACCACUCCGAGGCGCGCCGCGUCGUCAGUUCGGAUGUGGAGGAGGCGGUGGUGCUGGAGGAGAGGAGCCGCGGCACCAACCGCCUGCGCGAGCAGGAGGAGCGGGAUGCCAUGGUGGGCGCCAUCAAGGGCAAGUUCUCCAAGCUGUGGGACCAGCUGCUGGCGCUGCCACCCGACGAGGAGCCACUGUCAUCGCGCGAGUACGGCACCAUCUACGCGAUGAUGGAGGACGAGGAUGGAGUGGGGAGCUCUGGCUUCAUGGAGGUGCUACAGGACAAACUGCACUCCAUGGCGUGGGGAGGCGAGCUCAAGGCGGACCUCUUUGUGGCCGUGCGCGAGCUGGUGGUGCUAUCAAUAUCACGGGCCGCCAUGCGCAGUGACAUGCAGUCGGUGCUGGCGGCAUUGGAGCUGGCGGGGGCGGUGCACCAGAGGGACGGGGCAGGCCACAAGGACACUGUGCUCAGACACAUCGGCGCCCUGCCCAUCUGGAAGGACUUCCGGUUUUGGAAGACAUAUCACGACACGCAGCUCGAAGUCAACCCCGACUUUGAGGGCAAGGUGGCGGAUCUGGUGCAGCAGCUGCUGGGGGGCCUCGCUCAAGUCAUGGCGGAGAUGGGGCUGGUGGACGGGGACGCGUGGGCCAUGCUCGAGGUGCUCUCCAGCCGCCUCAGCCUCAAACGCCAGAUAGUGCUGCGAGGGCAGCUGGCGUUGCUGCAGCGCGCGUGGCAGUACUACCCACUCUCGCCCACCUCGCCUCUCUUCUCCGCCACCUUCGCCCGCCACACUCACGCCGCCCCGGGCACCAUCGAGGAGGGCGGCGGCGAGGGCGCGGGCGGCGGCGGGGCGGGCGGCGAGAGCCAAUUGACAACGGCGCUGGGGACGGCGGCGGGGCGGUGGAUGAGCACGCUGGGGAACCUGAACCUCGGCAACUUCCAGAAGCAGCAGCAGGACAAACUGCUGCAGGGGGGCGGCGGGUCUCAGCGCAUCGGCGUGUUUGACUCGGAGGGUGGCAAGGAGCGGCCGGGGGUGCCCGCAUCCAAGUCGCUGCGCCACUCGCACGUGCAGGGGAGGGGCGCCACAGGGGUGCGAGUGCUGCGCGGCCACAAGCAGCCAAUCACAGCGCUCCACGCGGGCACGCGCAGCGAGCUGGGCGACCUGCUGCCGGACGGCGAGGACGGUGCGGGGUACUUUGUGAGCGGCAGCUGCGAUACGAGUGUAAAGCUGUGGGACCCCAGCACCCGGGGGGACGAGCUGCGCGCCACCAUGCACGGCCACACUGGCCCGGUGCGGUGUGUGGGGUCGGACGCCACGAGGGUGCUGUCAGGCGGCGAUGACAAGCGCCUGCUCGUGUUUGACAAGGCCACCGCUCGCAUGCUGGCGGACCUGCGCGGCCACCACCAAAGUAUCAUCGCCCUGCGCAUGCUACCGGGGCUGAACAAGGGCAGUGUGGUGACGGCGGGCAGGGAGGGGCAGGUGAACCUGUGGGACACGCGCACGGACCACAUCGCCUCCACGCUCUUCACCUGCCCCUCGCCCCACAUGAUCCUCUCCCUCGACUACCUGGACCAUGCUGGCAUCCUCGUUGCUGCCGGCACCCAGGGCAUCUGCUACGUGUGGGACGUGCGGGCGGGCAAGGAGCGGUUUCAACUAGAAGGCCACACCAACUGGGUCAGAGCGGUGCGGGUGGCGGGGGACGUGGUGGUGACGGGCAGUGAUGACUGGACGGCGAGGGUGUGGACGCUGAACGACGGCGAGUGUGAGGCGACGGUGGCGUGCCAUGCGGGGCCCGUCACCGCCGUGGACUAUGUCACGGCGUCGCGUGGCUUCAUCACCGGCUCUGCUGACUGCACUGUGCGCCUCUGGGACCGCGGUGACGGGGUGCAGCCGCGCUGUGUGAAGACACUCACGAACCACACGGCGCCCAUAGUGGCGGUGCGAGCCUCAGACCGCUACGUGACCAUGGCAGCGGAGGACGACUCGCUCUCCCUGCUGCACCGCCCCUUCGCCGACCGCUCCUCGCCCUCGCUGGGCCCCCUAGGAGGGCCGGGCAGCAUGAGCAACGGGGGGCGCGGCUACGUGGGCAGCGUGGGGGUGAUGACGGACUGGCAGCUCGCCAGACACCUCAACCGCGCCCCCGACCUCAUCCGGCACGCGGCAUGUGAUGUGGACCGCGGGCGCAUCUGCACGGGUGCUCGGUCAGGAGUGCUGCGCGUGUGGGAGCCACCCACGCCCCUCGCUUGA
Messenger RNA from Closterium sp. Naga37s-1, 4029 nucleotides. Lineage: Eukaryota; Viridiplantae; Streptophyta; Zygnematophyceae; Desmidiales; Closteriaceae. The record is from the annotation of a GenBank genome assembly.